UACAUGUAGAAGAAUAGAGCCCAAAAUCUUGAAAGUAAAAUAUUGCAAAUCAUGUGUGGUAUAAAAUCUUUAUCAAAUUAUCAAAAAUGAAGGCACUCAUGCAUUACAAAUGAUUAAAACGAACAUUUUCAAAGUAAUCACCGUACAGUCUCUAAAUAAAGACCAAUCGACCAAACGAUCUGAUUGUUGUUAUGACUACCUUUUGUAACCCCCAACUAAAUUUAUACAUUAUAUCGCACAAUCUGUGACAUUGCACACCGAAGUCUGCACUUCAAGGGUAAUACAAUGUCACAUAAAACUUACAAUGAACUUUUCAAGAAGACCCAAGAUAUUCUUAACGAAACUUUGCAGUUGGAACCUGUGCAAGCUGAUAGAAGGGAUGAUAGAGAUCUUUUGGCAAAUCUAUACGUGAGAUAUAUCGGUAUCUGCAAUAGACUAUCAAUAUGUGUGGACCAAGUUGUCCAGCCUCAAAAAAGAAUGCUUUUACUAAAACUACUCGAAGCAGCAUUAGGAAGAAUUUUGGAAUUAAAAACAGAUUUAGUCGAAGCAGAUUUAAAUGAAUUUACCCAUUGCGGUGAUACUAUAGAAAAUUUAAGAAUUACGCCAAUUGACAGAGAGCUAAUUGUACCAGAGUGUUUUACAAGAGAGAGGCAAGAAGAGAUUGAGUAUAAUAAAAGAGUUAUAGAUGAGGUUCUUUCUAAACUAGGUUAUCUAGACAAAACCCCUAAGAAAACACCCAUGACAGAACAACAAGCAAUUUUGAUCAUUCAAAAACACGAGCGGGCUCGGCAAGGUAGGCUUCGCCAGCAAUUUAUGAAAGAGAUUAGAACAAUGAAAGAAAAGAGUAAACCAGUGCAAGAAGACGCAGAAGAAGAGGCUAAGCGUGGAGGAAUUAGUCUGACAGCUGCUAUGAAGAUCCAGAAAAUUUGGAGAGGGUAUAUUGCCAGAAGAGCUACUAGGAGAAGGAAGAUACAAGAGAUGUUACUCAUAGGAAUGAUUCCGCCGCUAAAGACAAAAAGUGUUGAAAUCGAAAAGGAUUUGGAAAACAAGAACUACAGGAGGAAGUUACAAGUGGAACGACGGAAAGAAUAUGAAAAAUCUGUCAAAAACAUUAGGGAAAGUCUGGAGAAAAAUCAGAGGGGAGCAGUCCUGGAGCAAUUAAGCGAUCAAGUACGAGCAUGGCUACAAGAAUAUAAAGCCACAACAGGAAAAAUACCUGAAUACACUGGAGAAGAUAGAAGUGCUUCUAGGAACUUAUUAAGUAGACAAGGAACGGAUAGUGAGUUGAGCAAGUCAACCCAAAUUUCUUCAAAAGAGUCUAAGACCAAAAAAGACAAAGGAAAAACUAAAGAGAGCAAGGCAGAUGAUGUAGAAGAAGAUCAAUCUACGAAAGCACUGGUAUCGACAUUUGUUCCUGAGUUAAAUCUAAGGAAAGAAGAGUACGAUGAAGUCUGGAGGAAUAAAGAUGAAUCUGGAAACUUCCGACAAUAUCACUAUAGGUAUAUUAUCGAACAAGAGCAAAUGGCAGAAAUGGAGAAUGAGUUAAGAAAAGUUGUUGAUGAAAUGAUGAGAGCAGAAUUAGAACUUCUACAGGAAGCAUUUGAUAAGGAUAGGGGACAUAAAGGAAAGAAGAAAUCAAGUAAAAAAGCCAGGAGGGGAGGUAAAAAAAGUAAAAAGAAGAAGGAAAAAGAUUUAACUCCCGACAGGACAACGGAAUCACUGUUUGAGGAGUUAGUGGCUAAUGGAAUCAUAAAAAAAUAUCCAGAAGUUAGAAUAACCGAUUUCCAAGGAGAGAUCUCGUUCUACCCACCAUCCAAAUAUAACGUCGGAUCCGAUCCUCCUAUUGCACUUGGCGACAUCCGACAACUACUCUUAGAAUACUGCGUGGUUCCAUUCCUGACCCCAAAUCUACAUCAAACUACUCCACAUGUAAAAUCCCUCUUAUUGACAGGGAGCAAGGGAAGCGGGAAGAAAAUGUUGCUACAUGCUGUUUGCACCGAAACAGGAUCGGUACUAUUUGAUUUGACUCCAUCUAAUAUCGUUGGGAAAUAUCCAGGCAAGUCUGGAUUGAUUAUGCUUAUUCAUUUAGUUCUGAAAGUAUCCAGAUUACUUCAGCCUUCUAUUAUCUAUAUGGACAAUGCGGAGAGGCCUUUCGUUAAAAAGAUUCCUAAGACCGAUAAGAGUGAUCCUAAAAGAUUGAAGAAGGAUUUGCCAAAAGUGAUAAAAAAUUUCAGUCCUGAAGACCGAGUAAUGUUAAUAGGUACAUCCAAUUUCCCUUGGGAAUGCGACCAGAAAAUGUUACAACAAGUGUAUCAGAAAUUUAUUAUGAUACCGUCUCCAAACUACAGUUCUAGGUAUACGGCAUGGAGUAACCUUCUUGGCCAAUAUAUGCCUGUAAAUUGGCAGUUUGAUAUGGGUCUCAUGACAAGGAUAUCUGACGCAUAUACUAUAGGAUCGAUAAUAAGUACCAUUAACGAAGUGAUGACAGUCAAGAGGAUGCUUCAACUUCGAAUUCAUCCGUUGAGUCCCUUAGAGUUAGUAAACGCUUUAUGCAAGAGAACUCCAAUAUAUAAAGAAGAAGAAGAAGCCUUCGAACAAUGGUGGUCGAAGGUACCGACAGUAAGAAAAAGAACAAGAGCAGUGGAACUGUUGCAGGAAGAGCAAGCAGAGUUGGCGGCUAAACAACAAGCAAACGCUAAAAAGAAGAUGUAAAUAUUGUGAUCUUGAAAAUUAAUUUUGUAUUGUAAUUUUAAACAAGGUUACAUAAGUACAAUGUAUUAAAUUAACCGAUAAAAUAGUAGUUAAACAUUAAAAUGAUCAAUAAAAAUUAAGUAUCAUUUUUGUAACAUUUUUAUAGUUUUAAGAUUUUCAAAAAUUUUUAAACAAAUUGUAUAUCUACAAGGUGAG
Diabrotica virgifera virgifera (western corn rootworm) is the source of this 2907-nucleotide messenger RNA. RefSeq names its product dynein regulatory complex protein 11. The coding region runs from base 286 to 2712 and encodes 808 amino acids. Gene Ontology annotation, molecular function: ATP binding; protein binding; ATP hydrolysis activity. The record is from RefSeq and is a predicted model, not a curated record. The transcript has 9 exons. Lineage: Eukaryota; Metazoa; Arthropoda; Insecta; Coleoptera; Chrysomelidae.